AACCACACACACAGCACAAUUAAGUUCUCACAUUACCAGCGAGAGCUAGCGAGCUCCCAGUGUAGUAACGCAGACAACACUACUUAGUACCAGCUGCCGCUAGCUAGCAAGCAACCGCAGCAGCAGCUAGCUCUCUCCCUUUCCUUCCUCUCCCAAGCUCAAGAGCUAGCUAGGGUUUAUACGUACGUGCGCACUGAUCUAUCACCGGGACCGGCCGGACUCCGCCGGCCACCGGCCAGCUUAGCUUCCCACACCCGGCCUCCCUUUCGAAUUCCGGCGUACGUACGUGCGCCGACGCGAACAACCCGGCCUCCUCGCGCUCCCGAUCCUGCAGAUCAGCCGGCCGGCCAGCUUCUAAAUCGGCUCAUCGAUCGAUCUCGCAGUACGUAGACACAGCUGGGGUGCUCUAAUUAAGGCUGUAAUUUCAGGCGAUCUAUAGUGCGGCCGGCCGAGAGGAAGCUAUAGCCCAACACCAAUUGCUCGAGCCUCAGAAUGUGAUCGAUACUACUACGAUGAUGAGCACCUUCAGAUCAUGAUAAGCCGCCCGCAAGCACCAUGCACACAAACGAGGAGCCGGGCCCGGACGGCGCCGCCAAUAAGGCGCUGCUGCAGCUGCAUCAGGCGGCGAGCUCUGCAGCCUCGUCGUCGUCGUCGCGGCAGUGGUCGGCGGAGUCGCGGAUCGUGCGCGUGUCGCGGGUGUUCGGGGGCAAGGACCGGCACAGCAAGGUGCGGACCGUGAAGGGGCUCCGGGACCGGCGUGUCCGGCUGUCCGUGCCCACGGCCAUCCAGCUCUACGACCUCCAGGACCGCCUCGGCCUCUCCCAGCCCAGCAAGGUCGUCGACUGGCUCCUCGACGCCGCCCGCCGCGAGAUCGACAAGCUCCCGCCCCUCAACUUCCCACCACCCGAUCCCCACGCGCACCUCAUGGCCAUGGCGCCGCCGCCAUUCUCCGCCACGACGGCGGCGCCCAUGCUGGUCGACGGCGACAAGGCGGCGGGCCAGCUGGGCCGCUGUGACGACGGUGACGAGCUCAAGGGGUUCAUGGGCCUGAGGAGCUCGCUCGGCCUUGUCAGCGGCGCCAUGACGCCGUCCGCGUUGGCGGCCCAUGCCAGCCCGUAUCACCACCAGUACGGCGCCGGCGCUGAGGCUUGGAGCAAUGAUGCGCACGAUUACCUGAGCGGCGGUGGCCGCGGCCAUAAUGGCACGGAUUCGAUUCAACAGGUGGCGACGGCUCACGGGCACGGCCACUCGCCGUAUUUUCCCUCGCUGCUGUCCUUGGCGCCGGCGAUGUCACAGUUCGUGUUCUACUCGGCCGCAGAGGGCGGCUUCGGAUCAGCCAUGAAAGAGGCCGGCGACGGUGACGACGAUGAUCAGUUCCCCGUAGAUAACCUCGACGCUUCACAAGGGCAGCUAUCGCUCAGCUCCGACAGAAGCUUCCUUCACUCCGGUUGAUUGCAUAUGAUCGAUAUAUCUUGACAUUCCAACAAGGUACGUAUAAAAGAUCGAUCGAUCAAUAAUAAGGCCGGCUCCUGGAGACUGGAGUAGUGUUUACUGCUUUUUUGUCCCCUUUUUUUGGGUUCAGGUAAUUAUGUUAUGCUUUGGUUUUUUGGUCGACAUUUAAUCCGGGGAAUCUUCAUUUUGACUCGGGCAUGACGAAGUUAAUAAGCAGGCCGGGUUUUGCUCGUGUGCUAUGUAUGCAGUUUGUUGCUUCUUUUUUAUACAAGAAGUAAUUGUUAAUGUAUUUAUGGGCUUGUGUAAUAACGAUUAAUUUAGAUCGAUUUUAUUUCUGAUCGGUUCCUGCUAAA
Molecule: messenger RNA, 1805 nt
Organism: Brachypodium distachyon (stiff brome)
Lineage: Eukaryota; Viridiplantae; Streptophyta; Magnoliopsida; Poales; Poaceae
Product: transcription factor PCF6
Exons: 2
Coding region: 556-1452 (298 amino acids)
Cellular component (GO): nucleus
Molecular function (GO): sequence-specific DNA binding; DNA-binding transcription factor activity
Source: RefSeq, a predicted model, not a curated record